This is a messenger RNA of Bradysia coprophila, 4894 nucleotides long. RefSeq names its product Numb-associated kinase (gene Nak). The record is from RefSeq and is a predicted model, not a curated record. Lineage: Eukaryota; Metazoa; Arthropoda; Insecta; Diptera; Sciaridae. Gene Ontology annotation, molecular function: protein kinase activity; ATP binding. Gene Ontology annotation, biological process: protein phosphorylation.
AGUAUGAGUGCAAAUAAAAUGUCGUGUCAAAAUUUGGUGAUAGAGUUUCCAAAUUGAAAUAUAGAUUACAAUUCAUUGCCAAUUCGAACGAAUUGUUUUGUUUUACAUGCAAACACCAACUAUUAUCGAACUUUUUAUUUCAAUGUGCUAAAAAAAUCAAUUUGCAAAGAUAAUCGUCGUAAUAUUUAUUAGAUUUCCUUACACAUAUACCCUAGUCAACUUGACCCGAAAAAAGUUUAGAAUUUUUAUGCGUUUGUUGUUUUUCUUUUUUUCGUGGAAAAAGAAUUUAAAAAAUUUAAAAUUUUAGCCUGAUUUAUGCUCUAAAAGAUUGGUAGAAAAUGAAAAAAAUAUUUUCAAAGUUUGAAAAAAAUGAAAAAAUUGAAUCACCAGUGAACAAAGAGUCGACCAGUUAUGUAGGAAAAGUGUUCAAAGUUGGAAAAACUUCGUACAAUGUAAUUGAUAUUCUUGCUGAAGGUGGUUUUGCUAUGGUAUUCCUUGUUAAAGGAAAUAAAGACAAUAUUCGUUAUGCUUUGAAACGGUUGUAUGUAAAUAAUGAGCAAGACUUGAAUGUAGCCAAACGGGAAAUUCAAAUUGCUAGUAAUUUGACAGGUCACAAAAACAUAAUCGGUUACAUAGACUCAAGCAUAACGCCAACGGAAAAUGGUGUGUACGAGGUAUUGCUGGUCAUGCCGUAUUGCAAAAACAAUAUACUGAGUAUGAUGAAUGCUCGGCUAUCCGUUGGUUUCACCGAACCGGAAGUCCUACAAAUAUUUUGUGAUACUGCAGAAGCUGUUUCUCGGUUACACUACUGUCAAACGCCAAUAAUUCAUCGAGACAUUAAGACCGAAAACAUCCUGCAAAACGAUGACGGCAACUUUGUGUUGUGUGACUUUGGCUCGGCAACGGCUAGGAUAUUGAAUACGAACACUCACGGGAUAGCCAACGUUGAAGAAGAGAUCCAGAAGUAUACGACCUUGUCAUAUCGAGCACCGGAAAUGGUGGACUUGUAUGCUGGCAAAAAUAUUACAACGAAAGCGGAUGUCUGGGCGUUGGGGUGCCUUCUGUAUAAAUUAAUGUUUUUUAGUUUGCCGUUUGGGGAGAGCAUUUUGGCUAUUCAAAGUGGAACGUUUUCGAUACCCGACAAUUCAAAGUAUUCGAAAGAAUUGCAUCAAUUAAUACGGUACAUGCUGGAACCGGACUACGACAACCGACCAAACAUCUUUCAAGUGUGUGAAAUUGCAUUUAAAUUGCUGGGCAAAGACAAUCCGGUGGCAAAUUUACAUAAGGUGAAAUCACCGUCGCUGGUCGACCUGCCAAUUCCACCGUUCGAGUCUGAUCUGAAACGAUCGUCGCUCAAUGUCAAAACGUCAUCCAAAAUGCAACUUCCGACACCGGAGGCUGGGACAAGUGUUGCGCCAAGACAACGUCCAACUGUGCAACGUCCCAAAGGUUCUGCUCAGCCGUCACAGUUACCCCUAGUCGCGCCGCCCAGUCCAUCUCCGCGGAAUAAUCUAUCGUCUCCGGUGCCUCCAGCUUCCCAAGUGGACACACCGUCGCAACCAGUUUGUGAUCAAUUCACUGCACAAUUUCAAGCCAACUUUCCGGCAACCCCAACCACUGGAACCACUGUUCCACCCAAUCAGCUGACACCAAAACUAGCAAACUUAUCCAUUGUGAAUGCAACGACCCAAUCGUUUGACGGUGAUCAUUCGGAUAAGCUGUUUGAGUCCCAAUUUCCCGAUCCGUUCAGGGAGGUGGCAGCUACGGCCAAAGAAAUACGAAAUGAACCGUUGGAAACAAUCAAUCAGGAGAGUGGAAAUAUUGUGUCGCCUACCAAGCCUCCAGCGCAAUUACUGCUAGAAACACCAAAAAUCGGCCAUCGCCGCAAUAUGAGUGACACGUCAGCAUUCAGCAAAAGCUACACGACCGAAACAACUCAAUUUCUAGCACCAUACGAAAUAUCCCAGCGUAAUCGAACGAUACCAUCUGCCUCACCAUCGGCCAACGUACAAUUUACGUCCGAGCAAUGUGUAUCGAAUCAACAGCAUGUGGCCAAUAGGCCGAUACAGUUUUCGUCGUCGACGUCUAAUUCAGAAAUAGCUAAGAUGUUAGACGAUCCGGCGCUGGUUCACCGAGCACCCGGUAAAGGUAAAUGGAAUCCGUUCGAAGAUCCAACUCCGUUCAGUCAAAUGACCGAAGAUCACAUAUUUGAUGCUGAAUUCGAUGCGAUUAGACAGCGAGGAAGUCAAACGAGUGUGACGGAAACGGGAGCAUCGGCAAUGGAAGCAUUACCCGAUGGAAAUGUCACUGCAGAAGAUCCAUUCGGUUCGGCACCAUUCAGUAUGCCCGAAGUAUUACGAGAAAGAGCAACGACCAAAAAAAGUGGAGGUCGUCUACCGAGUGACUCAUCUUACUGGCGCCUAUCACCAACCAUGGAAAACACGGGCAGUUGCUCAGAGGAUAAAACCACGCUGAUCUCAUCGUCGCACCGAAAAAGCUUCCCCGAUCAGCCAUGCAGUGAUUCGUCGUCAACACUGCAGACAUUUGGUAAAAUUUCGUUGGAAGAUCGUACGAAAUACGAAAAAUUCGGAUCGAAUGACGUCACCUCUGACGACAGUGAUUCGGAAUUUCGAUUGUACGAUUCGUCGACCAUCAAAAAAAAUAAUUUCAAACAAAUUGUGGCGAGUAACAUCCACGAAAAGUUCCAAGCUGUUUGCAAGAGUAAGAAUCAAGUUAAAGUUCCGAUUGUCAGGAAGCUCGCCAAAGUUAGAUCCUCGAAAAUGGCGGCAACGAAUCAAGCUAAAGUUCAACCAGUCGGGAGCACUCAACCGAAAGAAUCGAACCGAAGUUCCGAUAAUGAUUCCAUCGGCUCGGCAUCCGAUCUGCGUACGGAAGACGAUUGCUUCGAUGAGGAUCCGAGAAAAGCUGACAGCUUCCUGACGAAAAUGGAUCGCAAAAAGUUCGACGAUGGCGUCAGUGAAAGUGUCAAAACGUGUGGCUCCAGUGCAUAUCAUGCCGAAUGCGAAAGUGUAACGACAAACGAAGAUAUUGCGAGCAGGGUUGUGGUUAGGGUUCGAAUGAGGAAGAAGGACUCCACCAACAGUAUCAUUGAUGAAAAUCAGUUGUCGCCAAUGUCAGACGAUUUUUUGCACCAAUAUGGGGAUCGGCCGCUGUUAUUGGACGAUGAACUGGAAUUAGAAUACAACUCCAGUGAUAAUGGCGAGGACGCCAAAGAGGACGAAUCUCCGGAAGAACUGGAUGUAUUCGCAAUGGCACCGUUCAAACUGCCUUUACCAAAGGCGAAAAAGACCAAACCCUCAAAGAAUUCGGUUCACGAUUCAACGAAUCCAGUGUUCAUGCAAAUGGUAGACCAAUCGAAAUCUUCAGAAAUAUGGACAUCAACGCCGAAAAAAGCUUUCAUUCCGUCUUCAUCUGUUAGUUCUGUUACUGCAUGUCAUGCACCUCCAGUUGUCCAUUCCAGUGAUACGGUUAGAACGCCGGCCAAUACAAGCAUCGAGAGUAUUUCUAGUUUUGGAAAAGUCACAGUUAUGUCCAAUCCACCAUCUGGUUCGUUUCCACCAGUUGACAUAUUUGGUUCGGUUCCGUUCCCACAAGUCAUUAGCGAAAAAUCAGCACAAUUUGAACAAAUUCGAUCAAUGGAAGACACUAAAACCAAUCUUACUGUAGUCAACGUAAACAAUGAGCCACCUCAACGAGCACUUCCUCCCAUGCACACACUACAGUCUUUGGUUACUGUCAAUCAAUCGAUUGUAAUCGAUAAGAAUCAUCUCGAUUUGGCGUCGAAUUCCUCUCGCAAAUUCAUCAACUUUUCUAAUCCACCGUCUGAUCACAUUCUACCGAUAGCUGACAACGAAUUUGUUAGCAAUCCGACUAUCUACAGUCAGUACGACGAAGAGGAAGAGGUUUUGGCGACAACAAACAAAUCAAAACACACAAAGGAGAAAACCAAAGACUCUUCGUCACUGUCAACGUCUUCCGUUCGUCUUCCCACAAUGAUAGCAUCUAAAGUGAAUCCGUUAAACUACAAGAAAGUGUCGUAUAAACCGAGCAAAAAAGACGCCGCUGAUCACCCGUAUCAAAAUGGUUUCAGUAACAUGAGCUUUGAAGAUUUUCCGUCCGACAAUGAACUGGACGUGUCGAAAGAAGACAAUGUUAGUGCACGCAAAAUCACACCAUUUGAGGUAAUGAGAAACGAUAAAAUUGUGGUUGACGUGGAAAAAAAGUUUAGUUCGUUGAAGAGGAAACCGAACUUGUUUUCAUGAAUCGGUUUGAUGGCCUGAUUGAAAGCCAAUAAAUUAGAGCAUUAAUCGCCGUAGACCGCGUCACAAACACACUUUUACAUCAUCCUCAGCGUCACCACUUUUAAGAUUGUUAAAUUAUGGAGUUUUGUUGCUAAGUAAUGUUAGGCAAAAAUUGGUUUUCUAUUCGACAGUAUUCUGGCUGUCACAGCUACGGUAAUAAAUACAUACCAAAGUUGGCACACCACUGAAAUUCUACUAUUGACUUCCGUUUGCAAGAACGGUUUUUUACCUGGCAGGCUAAUCUUUGAAUGUUAUGCUUUAGGUAGUGUAGAGAUCCCCUCUGGUAACACCAAAGUAUAUAAACACUGAAGUUAUGCAAAAGCUCAGCAGAUCACAAACUUUGCGGAACCCAAGUUUCCUAUGUCGCCAUAUACCGAUAUUGUGCGUAUGUGUAUCGAUAUGCAGUAAAUUCACCAAAACUUCACCUCGAACUUGGGUACUGUGAGCUUUUGUGGAUUUGCAUUACUUGUGUGUUUAGAUAGUUUGGGUAACACACCACUUUUGAUGAUGAUUUUUACGAUGCCUUAUCCAACGCGUCAGAACAAUUCCCCGUUAAAUGUUCAACGAAGGUU